Molecule: messenger RNA, 2619 nt
Organism: Nannospalax galili (Upper Galilee mountains blind mole rat)
Lineage: Eukaryota; Metazoa; Chordata; Mammalia; Rodentia; Spalacidae
Gene: Katnal2
Product: katanin catalytic subunit A1 like 2
Exons: 17
Coding region: 27-1688 (553 amino acids)
Molecular function (GO): ATP binding; ATP hydrolysis activity; protein binding
Source: RefSeq, a predicted model, not a curated record
GUCUACUCGCCCUGGACUCAGCUGUCAUGGAGCUUUCUUACCAGACUCUCAAACUCACGCACCAGGCGCGGGAAGCGCGCGUCAGUUCAGGAACUGAAUGGGACUCUGAAUUAAAGGUACAGCAGCAGUACGAGACGAGAACAGAAGCACGGAGAAAAAAUCUUCUCAUUUUGAUUUUGCAUUAUUUAACACAAGAAGGAUAUAUUGAUGCAGCUAAUGCUUUGGAGGAAGAAACUAAACUGGGGUUACGACGCUUUGAAGUUUGUGACAACAUUGACCUUGAAACCAUUUUGAUGGAAUAUGAGAGCUAUUAUUUUAUAAAAUUUCAGAAGUACCCCAAAAUGGUUAAGAAAGCAUCAGACACAGGAAAUAAUUUACCACCAAAAAGUGGAGGGAAGACCAAAAGGGUGACAAAUGACAGUUGUCAAAAUCUUCCCAAGAUCUGUCAGCAGAGGCCACGAUCCAAAACCACAACAGGAAAGAUUGGGGACACUAAAUCUCUCAAGGAGCAUCCUAAACAGGAGGGUGUCAAUAAUGCUCAUGUGGAGGGUGCUGACUUUGGCUUAAACAUAACAAAAAUCCACAAAGAUAGUGGAGAGGAAAAGGCCCACCCACGAAGAGGCCAAAUCAUUGACUUUCGAGGGCUUCUCACAGAUGCUAUCAAAGGAGCCACCAAUGAACUUGCCUUGAACACCUUCGACUGUAACCCAGACCCCUCAGAACGAUUGCUGAAACCUCUGAGUGCAUUUAUUGGCAUGAACAGUGAGAUGCGAGAAUUGGCAGCGGUAGUGAGCCGGGACAUUUAUCUCCAUAAUCCCAACAUAAAGUGGGAUGACAUUAUUGGAUUGGAUGCAGCCAAGCAGUUAGUCAAAGAAGCUGUUGUAUACCCUAUAAGGUAUCCACAGCUGUUUACAGGAAUUCUUUCCCCCUGGAAAGGACUACUACUUUAUGGCCCCCCAGGCACAGGGAAGACUUUACUGGCCAAAGCUGUGGCCACUGAAUGCAAAACAACCUUCUUCAACAUUUCUGCAUCCACUAUUGUCAGCAAAUGGAGAGGAGAUUCAGAAAAACUUGUUCGGGUGCUAUUUGAACUUGCCCGCUAUCAUGCCCCUUCUACGAUCUUCCUAGAUGAGCUGGAGUCUGUGAUGAGUCAGAGAGGCAUGGCUCCUGGGGGAGAACAUGAAGGAAGCCUUCGGAUGAAGACAGAGUUACUGCUACAGAUGGACGGACUGGCACACUCAGAAGAUCUCGUGUUUGUCUUAGCAGCCUCUAACCUGCCAUGGGAGCUGGACUGUGCUAUGUUACGGCGAUUGGAGAAGAGGAUUCUAGUUGAUCUCCCCAGUCAAGAGGCCAGGCAGGCCAUGAUCCACCACUGGCUGCCCCCUGUAAGCAAGAGCCAUGCCCUGGAGCUUCACACAGAGCUGGAGUACAGUAUGCUGAGCCAGGAGACAGAGGGCUACUCAGGCUCAGAUAUUAAACUAGUCUGCAGGGAGGCAGCCAUGCGACCUGUGAGGAAGAUCUUUAGUGUGCUUGAAAAUCACCAAUCAGAGAGCAGCAAUUUACCUGGGAUGCAGCUGGACACUGUGACCACGGCUGACUUUCUGGAUGUGCUGGCUCACACCAAGCCUUCAGCAAAGAAUCUGACUCAGAGAUACUCAGCCUGGCAAAAGGAGUUCGAGUCUGUUUAAAACCACACUCAGCCUCACCUAGCCAGAGGCAGCUGCAGAGGCCUGUGAAGUUAUUAGUAAAAGUGGGAGAAGAACACUGUGACUUGGAUGGAAGAGAGAAAAUUAUGCUUGGAUGCUGGAUUAAUUUGGACAACUGUAUUAUUUGGGAAACAGGAGAUUUGUACAUCAUCAAUGCCAGCAGAGUGUAGAUUUCAGUUACAAGCAUAUAUGCUAUGAGGUCAGGCAAUGGAAAUUUUUCUCAUAAUUAGAAUAUACAGUUUUGAAGAAUGGGUUCCUGUGGUGUUCCUCAUUUGUGAACUGCUGUCUUCAUUUUGAACAAAAGGAUUUUCUGAGUAUCUACUUUUGUCCUUUUUCUUGCGAUACAUUCUCAAAUUGUCAGAUCCCCAUUAACAUUCUUUUCGGUAUGGCCCAUGUAAUCUCUGUUAUCUCCCUCCUCCUUCUGAUCCUGGUAUUCCAUGGAGAGGGGACCAUGAGCCACUGGAGAACAAGGUUUGUACCUAAAUCCCAAUUUUCAGUCCUGCAACUGUGGCUGACCGCCAUGACCUCUGUUAUGCCACCAUGCCUACUAUCCCCAAGGCCUUAACCUUAUACACUUUCCCAGAGAAUAAAGGAAAACCUCCAUUCUCCUCCUCAAAGAAGUGGUCAUCUGGCUUCUUAGGGCUUCUGGACUCCAACUAGUCUGUUAACCAACUUUCAAACAAUUCCUCACUUUUCAGCCCUGCCCACAUGUCAUUUGUCUCCACGUGGUGUUUCCAAAAUCCAUCUUUGAGGCUGUUCUGCAGGAUGAAUUCUGGAUAUAUUUUCUUUGUGCUCAUUAUAGUUAUUAUCACUUCAUCUACUUUCCAUCUUCCAAAUUAUGACAUCUUUUCAUCCAUAGUCUCUUACUGGUUGACCUUAUAGGUUUCUAACUUCCUUAUUAAAUGGGGUUUGA